CAUGUUCGGAGCAUUUCGAGCUACAAAUGUGAAUCUCGGAGGCCUUUUAUGGAAAACGCCCUGGAAACUCUCUGUGACACGAAAAGCCAACGCUCGUUCCCGUCUGAAGAAGGUUGAUGCGGUUAUUGAAGCAGUCAGGUCUAGUGGGAUGGAAUGUGGUGCCCUGACUCGUGCGCUUGAGCUGCCAAAAGAGCACGAAAUGCCAGCCAAGGACAAGUAUACAGUUUUCAGCCCAAGCGCGAAAGGGUAUAGAAAAGGCAUACACAAGGUUCCCAAGUGGACACGAUUGACACUAAGAACAAACCCUAAAGGGUUCUAGCCACAUUAUACUAUUUAUUGGGUUCAACCGGAUAACGCGCUACGAAUACAUCUAGAAGAAAACAACUUGAACUUUUCCAGCCUGGAUAGCUUUCAGCACCUCUGGUCCACCCAAGACUGUCUUGAAAACUUCAUCUCUCGUUUCAGGAAUAUCGAACAGAGUCCGGUUCUUCGCAUCUCGGAAACUUGUGUCAAGAAUGAUAUGCGAGAGAGCGGAAAUUGUCAAAGCAUCUGGACGCGAGUUGUCGUUGGCCUAUUUGACAAGAAAUUUCUUUCAACUCACCUGUUUCGCACAAUAAUUUACCAAUUCUGCCUGGCGUGCCAACCGCUGCCCCCACC
Laccaria bicolor S238N-H82 is the source of this 657-nucleotide messenger RNA. RefSeq names its product mitochondrial 54S ribosomal protein YmL31. The transcript has 4 exons. The record is from RefSeq and is a predicted model, not a curated record. Gene Ontology annotation, molecular function: structural constituent of ribosome. The coding region runs from base 2 to 319 and encodes 105 amino acids. Lineage: Eukaryota; Fungi; Basidiomycota; Agaricomycetes; Agaricales; Hydnangiaceae. Gene Ontology annotation, cellular component: mitochondrial large ribosomal subunit.